GCAAAAUCAACAAUAGUGUUGUUACAAUAAUGUAAAAUAGUGUUAAAAAUAUGAAGAAAACACAUUUAGCAAUGCAUAAAAGCUCGGCAACAAAUGGAAAUUAUAAAAUAUCAAGUUUUUUUACAAAGAAAACAGAUAAGCCUAAAAAUACAGAAGUUAUUAGUAUAGACAGUGAUGACGAUUUUGUAAUAAGUAAUCCAGUGAUAGAACAAAGUAAAAGUAUAAAACCCAGUACGAGUGGUUCAAAACACGAAAUAAAAUCACCCAAUUCAAGAAAACGAAAAUUGGAAAACAGGGUUUUAAACUCAAAUAAGAAAAAAGUGAAUAAUGAUAUAAUAACAAUUGAAGAAACAGAUGAAAAACCAAGUACCUGUGAAUUUCCAGUAACCCCUACAAAACAAAUAUUAACUGUAAAAACCCCAGAAAAAUUACUAACACCAAGUGCAUAUAAAGCCUAUUUAACACCAGAAAAAAUACCAUUUUUAAAAUCACCAGCUACGAAAAAAUUGUGUUUUAAUCCAGAUGAUUUUAUUGUUACAUUGCCUAAGAAAGAAAAAACACCCAACAAAAAAACCCCCAAUAAAAAAAAUAACCAAAAAAACGAAAAUUCUCCAAAUGUAGGUAAUAUAAAGAAAGAAGCAGAGAAAACACCAUUGAAAGGUAAAAGAACACCAAAAAAAUUGUUUGAGAAAACACCAGAAAAAUUGGCUGAAUUUAAUGUAGAAAUUAUGGAGAAGUUUGUAAAAAUUACACCAAGUAAAUCUUGUAAAAAAGAAAGUGAUGUUCAGUUUGUUAAAAGUUCUGAAAAAAAGCAGUGUUCAAUUAAACAAUUUAUGUCUCCAAAAAUGUCUAAAACGUCUGAAAAAGCCCAAAAUACAAAUGAGCAUACACCAAGAAAACAGACUCCUGGUAAAUCAUCGAAUAAUGAAUCAAGUGCUGUUAAAAAGGCAAAAUAUAGGUUAGAUUUUGCUGACACAAGCAAAAAUGACAGUUGUGUAACAAGUGAAACUGUCAAAAAUGUCAAGGAAGAGAAUUUUGAUGAAUUUUGGGAUGAAGAUUUUGGUUUUGAAAUCAGUUCUCAAAUUGAUGAAAUAGACACUAACACAAUAAAUUUAGAGGAAUCUCAGCACUGUAAAAUAGUGGACAUUGAAAAAUUACACACAAAAACCAUUCUAAAAUUAAUAUCUACCAAAACUAAAGAAACAGGAAAGUGUAGUUUGCAAGGUUUUUGGAUUCAUACAAAUUUAAAUGUGAAUGAUACUGUAUAUGUAACAGCUAAAAAGAGUGUGGAUAAUGAAUGGUGUGUCGAUAACAACUUUGGUUUAGUGGUAUUUGAACCAGAUUUUUUGGUUUCUUCUACAUCGGUUGUCAAUUCCGUAUUUUGCAAAAGAAAAAGCGUCCUGCAGGAAAGGUUUCACGGUUUUGAACCAACCAAUCAUUUCAUGAUAGUUGGGAGCAUUAUCCAUGAUUUACUGCAAACUGCUUUAAAUCAAAAAGCCAGAACUCACAAGGAAAUACAAAAACUCGCCAGGGAACUUCAAAAUAGAAACCAAACGGUUAGACGUUUGUACGAGUGUGGGAUGACGAUUUCGGACCUAGAAAAAGAAAUAGAAAAAUUCGUGCCUCGCGUUCUUGAAUUUAUGGAAACGUACGUCAAAUCUUCGAACCUCGCGCCAAACGCAAAAAAAUCCGAUCAGUGGCCGGGCGUUAUAAGCAACGUUGCCGAUAUCGAGGAGAACAUUUGGUGCCCGGAAUUGGGACUGAAAGGCAAAGUGGACGUCACGAUCGAGACGGGCGACAAAAAGGUCAUGCCUUUGGAGCUGAAAACUGGACGAGCUAGUUGCAGUUUGGAACACAGGGGGCAGGUCAUGUUGUAUGUUAUGAUGAUGAAUAAGUUGGGGUACGAGGUACCUGCUGGAUUGUUACUCUAUUUGAGGGAAGGAGUUCUAAAGGAAAUCCCGAUGUCAACUCAGGAACAACGCGACAUAAUGAUGCUCAGAAACGAACUUGCCUACUACCUAAACAGAAACCCUGUUUUAACUGUAGAUACCAACACCAAAAUAACUAAUGUUACUGUACCAGAACUGCCAGAACCCAUAAACCACAGGGCCUGUCAGAAUUGCGCCUAUAACGUUAUAUGUGCAUCUUUCAUAAGGUAUAAUAAAGAAGACGUUUCGUCAAAUAAAACUCUUCAAAACAUUCAAAAUGAGGCCUUAAAUCACAUUUCUGACGACCAUUUGAAAUAUUUCAUGCAUUGGAACUCUCUACUGGCCUUGGAAUCGAACUGUAAUUCCAAAAUGGGUAAAAGUUUAAGGGAAAUUUAUACAAAAACACCAACAGAAAGAGAACCAAAUGGAAGGUGCAUAAUAAACCUGAAAAUAUCAAAAGUGGGCCAAGAACUGAAUUUUAUAUGCGAACAUUCGUUUGAAAAAAUAGACUUUAACAAUUCCUACAAUUUUCUAUCUGCCGGAAUCAACGAAAACGCUUACGUUAUAGUAAGCACAGACAAACGUCCCGCUGUUGCCGCUGGUUUCGUCCAUUACAUCGAUGCCAAGUCUAUUACAGUGUAUCUUGAAAGGGAUUUGUCGAAAAAAUUCCCGAACAGCUCAUUCCACAUUGACACAUAUGAUUCUAAUUCCAUACAAACUUACAACAUGGCCAGUUUGACUCUACUUUUGGAGUUGACGGAAAGGUCCGAACAGUUACGAAAAAUUAUAGUAGACAAGGUGACGCCAACUUUUGAAACCAAACUCCCCAAGGUGGUUGCCACCAAAGGUACCCCGAUUUUAAAGAGGUUAAACAGGGUCCAACAGAGGGCGGUACUAAAGGCCAUAGCCGCUAGGGAUUAUUUUUUGAUUAAGGGAAUGCCUGGAACAGGUAAAACCACAACAAUAGUAGCUUUAGUUCAACUUUUAGUAGAACUAGGAAAAAGUGUCAUAAUAACGAGUCACACCCAUUCAGCUGUCGAUAACGUUUGCACAAGACUGAUAAAAUGGGGCGUUAAGUUUAUGAGGUUAGGAGCUGAAUCUCGAAUAAAUCCAAACCUAAAACAAUAUUCAGAGCAUUAUCUUACAAAAAAUUGUAAUAGUCCUGAAGAAUUGGAACAAGUUUACAACAGCCAGCUGGUUUUGGCGGUAACAUGUUUAGGUUCUGGUCAUCCAGUUCUGUCAAAAAGAACGAUGGAUAUAUGUAUAGUGGAUGAAAGUACACAAGUACUGCAAACAUCUGUUAUAAGGCCAAUAUAUGCAGCAAAAACUUUUAUUUUGAUAGGAGACCCUGAUCAGUUACCAGCAGUGGUGAAAAGUUUAGAUGCAGUUAAACUAGGUAUGACGGAAAGCAUAUUUGACAGACUGAACUCUACAGAAGCAACCAUAGCUUUAAACCUGAAUUUCCGCAUGAACACACCUAUAACCACUCUAGCAAAUGCCCUUACCUACAAAGGCGAACUACAAAUAGGCAACGACAGUGUUGCCAAUGCCACACUCAACCUACCUCACCUAGAAUCGGUGAAAAAAGAUCUGCAUACAGAAAAAUGGAUAUUAAACAUUUUGAAAAACGAUCUGGACAAUUCUGUGAUAUUUUUGGAUACUGGCCCUACGUGGAAAAUGCACAAAACCACUCAAUCCAGUGAAAACGAACAAGAUAAUAAAUGUAGUAAUAAACAUGAGGCAAGCAUUGUUGCCAGAUUGGUUGAUGCCUUUUUAAAGGCUGGUGUUCCUUACACAAAUAUCGGCGUUAUAGCGCCUUUUAGGGCGCAGGUGGCGCUGCUAUCGGCAACGUUGGAAGGCAGUAAGAUAGAUGUCAGCACCGUCGAUCAAUUUCAGGGGAAAGACAAGAAUCUCAUAUUUUUUUCGUGUACAAAAUCUAGGGAAGAAAAAAAGAAAUCUGAUGUCGAAUUUGAAAUUUUGGAGGACAAAAGACGUUUAAACGUUGCUAUAACAAGAGCAAAAAAUAAACUGAUUUUAGUUGGAGACGUUGAGACUUUAAAACAAUAUUCAACAUUCAAAAAACUGUUAGGUUCUCUAGAAGAACAAAUUGUACAGCUAAAAGAUAAAGAAAACGGUUUUGAUUGGGAUUCUUUAUUGGAAAUACAAAACCGUACAUAAAAAAUUGUGAUUUUAUGAUCAAGACUUUUAAUUUUAAGCGUAAUAUAUAUUUUUUAUGAUUAGUUUUUUGGAUAUACCUAUACUUAAUUUUAUUAAUAAAC
Messenger RNA from Brassicogethes aeneus, 4207 nucleotides. The record is from the annotation of a GenBank genome assembly. Lineage: Eukaryota; Metazoa; Arthropoda; Insecta; Coleoptera; Nitidulidae.